Microplitis mediator is the source of this 1467-nucleotide messenger RNA. RefSeq lists its product as uncharacterized. NCBI's taxonomy places the organism in Eukaryota, Metazoa, Arthropoda, Insecta, Hymenoptera, Braconidae. The transcript is spliced from 2 exons. The coding region runs from base 64 to 936 and encodes 290 amino acids. The record is from RefSeq and is a predicted model, not a curated record.
UUUGUUAGCAGUUAUUAAAAAUUUCUUGACUAUUAUUAACUAAAUAUUAAAGACAUAAUAAUAAUGCCUUUAAAAUUCGUAAAAUCUCAAAAAGGUAAAAAUUUAUUAGUCCACGAAGGUUAUACCUAUACGUGUAAAACUGUAAAUAAGAAGAGCAUUACUUGGCGAUGUAACGAACACAGUCGAAAAUUUGCUUGUUCGGUAAUUAUUCACACGUCAUCACAAGAUAAGAAUGGUAAUAUUAUUGGAGAUGUUCCAAUACAUAAUCAUCCUGCUGAUUUAGCUGAUGUUAAAUCUAAAGCGAUUCGAUCUACUUUAAAGCGUCGUGCUGUUAGUGAUGAUGUUGGACCAAUUGGAGUUAUUGCCGACGUUGUUAAAAACGUUAAGUCACCGGUGGCAGCGCGUUUGGGUACAAUUUCAUCAAUGCAGCGUACAAUCCAGCGUGCUCGACAAAAAACGAAACCAACAGCUCCAGAAAAAAAUCUUGGAGAUUUUAUUGUGCCUGAUGAAUCACAACGUACAUCUAAAGAUGAACAAUUCUUGCUAUUUGACAGUGGUGGUCAUAGAAAUCGGAUUUUAAUUUUUUCCACGGCUUCUAAUUUGAUAAAAUUGGCUGAAUGUGAGAUUUGGUGUGGCGAUGGAACCUUCCGUACUGUACCGGCCAUUUUCAAACAGUUAUAUUCAAUCCACGGCGUAGUUGGUGAUAAUACGAUGCCACUUGUAUACGUUUUGUCUUCAAGUAAAUCUAAAUCGAUUUAUUUAAUGAUUUUGCGUAAAUUAAAAGAAUUACUACCUGAUAUGAUUCGUUUGCGUCGUAUGCUAACUGACUAUGAGUUAGCUUACAUGAAUGCAUUUAAAAUUGUAUUUCCUGGUGUUAAUAUCAGUGGAUGUUUGUUUCAUUACACACAAUGUGUAUGGCGACAUGUUCAGCACUAGGGUUUACAAUCACUUUAUAACAAGAACAUACGUUUUUCUGAAAAUAUACGAAUGCUCAUGGCACUUGCAUUCGUUCCAGUUCACGAUGUAAUUUCAGCGUAUGACGAACUUACUAAAAGUAAAUUUUAUGUCGAUCAUGAUGACGAAUUAUGUGGUUUGCUCGAUUAUUAUGAGUCAACAUGGAUUGGUGUACUGAAACGCAACGGAGUUGAUCGUUCGGAGCCUCUAUUUGCUAUUCAAAUAUGGAAUUGUUAUUUGAGCGUUAUAAACGAUGAACUAAGAUCAAAUAAUGGAAUGGAAGGUUGGCAUCAUUCCUUUAAUGAUUUAGUUCGUGUUAGUCAUGCUAACGUUGCUAAGUUUAUAAAUGUAUUGAGAUCACAGCAAACACUUGUUGAAAUGAAGUUAGUGCAAUUAAAUACUGGUUUGUCAUUACCUAAACGGCGUCUUCUUUACCGUAAUUAUAAUGAUCGUAUCAAAAAAAUUGUGGUUUCAUAUGAUAGCAAUAAUAAAUUGCAGUUUCUUAAAAAUAUU